AGUUGAGAGCUGAUCUGUGGAAUUUCUAAAGUCUAGGGGGGUCUUGUACAAACUCCCAUUUUAACCCCAAAGGACUAGUUGCUGCGUACAAAAACAGGGACCCGGUCUCUGCGGACUACCCAACACGAGAACCUAAGUCUCAUCUCCGAACACAAAACACAGAGAGCAGAACGGAGAUGGAAGGUUCUGCUCCUCCGCCGGUACCAUCACCGCCGAUUCACCCAUCAAUCCUACCUCUAUCCUACCUCUUAGGAAAGUGGAGAGGCGAGGGCGAGGGCGGUUACCCGACCAUCAACUCCUUCAAGUACGGCGAAGAGCUCCUCUUCUCUCACUCUGGAAAGCCAGUGAUCGCUUACAGUCAGAAGACGUGGAAGCUUGCCUCCGGCGAGCCGAUGCACGCGGAGAGCGGGUACUGGCGCCCGAAACCCGAUGGGUCCAUCGAGGUCGUCAUUGCUCAGAGCACCGGCCUUGUUGAGGUCCAGAAAGGUUCCUUUGAUGCAGAAAAGAGAACCGUGACUCUUCAAAGCGAACUAGUUGGGAAUGCAUCAAAGGUGAAGGAAAUAAGCAGAGUUUUCAAAGUGGCGGAUGGCGAGCUGUCUUAUGUGGUUCAAAUGGCAACGCAACUGAAUACUCUUCAGCCACAUCUCAAAGCUGUGCUCAGAAAACUUUGAAGUGUUUCGCGUUACCUCAUUAAGCUCGAAAGAGAUGAAUGCCAGCUCGUUAAAAGUUUUUCAGCAUUAUUAACGAUUCCUUAAUCUUAUAACCCGGUUUGUAAACAAUUUACGGUAUGGAAAAUACGUAGAACCCCCAUGAUUGUUAUGAGAAAAUAUUAGCUAAGUUUGUUGAUCAGGAUUUUGUACAUUGAUUUGUGCUUAAUAACAGCCUUCAAAAGCGGCGUGAAUAUGGUCCCUAGAAGCACCAUACAUACAAAAUUCUGAAAAAAAAUUGAGUAAAUUGAAUACAUUUGUUGAUCA
Messenger RNA from Asparagus officinalis (garden asparagus), 974 nucleotides. RefSeq names its product UPF0678 fatty acid-binding protein-like protein At1g79260. Bases 177 to 671 code for a protein of 164 amino acids. NCBI's taxonomy places the organism in Eukaryota, Viridiplantae, Streptophyta, Magnoliopsida, Asparagales, Asparagaceae. The record is from RefSeq and is a predicted model, not a curated record. The transcript has 4 exons.